CAUUACUACAUCCUGUACUGUGUAUGAAUAAAAACGUCGAGUUUGCCUCGAUCAGACACGAUCCACGUUUUACAGCAGCAAGAUGAGAAUUGUUCUGGUGUUAUUGGUUCUGGUUGUCGUGGCCACGUUCGGGGUCGACAGUUUUCGUUUGCGUGGACGGCGGUUUUGGCGUAGGGUGAAGAGGGCAGUCACUGCCAUCGCCGUUGCUAAAGUUGUGGGUGCCGUCGUAGCUGGUGGAAAACGAGAUGUUGCUGACAUUGACACCAACAUGGAUGGCGUGGUGGACCAGGCGGAAGUGGAGAACUAUUUCGGCACGAGAGACGCACGUGACUUGCUAAGUCUCGCGGAUGCUGACGGUAAUAAUGAAGUCGCCGUAGAUGAAUUUCAACAAGCAUUGCAAAAAUGAGCCAGAACCUAAAAUAUAAGAAAGAACCCGCUGGCGAAAGAGAUUCUCCUUGAAUAACAUUAAAUACUAGAUCAACUUAAUACAAUUAAGAUUAUUUAACUUCAUAUACUA
Gigantopelta aegis is the source of this 517-nucleotide messenger RNA. RefSeq lists its product as uncharacterized. The transcript has 5 exons. Bases 83 to 406 code for a protein of 107 amino acids. The record is from RefSeq and is a predicted model, not a curated record. NCBI's taxonomy places the organism in Eukaryota, Metazoa, Mollusca, Gastropoda, Neomphalida, Peltospiridae.